Aspergillus heteromorphus CBS 117.55 is the source of this 843-nucleotide messenger RNA. RefSeq names its product bZIP transcription factor. Gene Ontology annotation, molecular function: DNA-binding transcription activator activity, RNA polymerase II-specific; transcription cis-regulatory region binding. The record is from RefSeq and is a predicted model, not a curated record. The transcript has 4 exons. Lineage: Eukaryota; Fungi; Ascomycota; Eurotiomycetes; Eurotiales; Aspergillaceae. Bases 1 to 843 code for a protein of 280 amino acids. Gene Ontology annotation, cellular component: RNA polymerase II transcription regulator complex.
AUGCAGCCCACACUAGCCCCAGCGCCGCAUCCAAGCAUGCAAACCUCUGCUCAGGAUCAUGCGGAUCAAGUCCUCCACGACCAGCUGCUAGCGGCUCACCAGCAGUUGUCGCAUUCGCAGCAAGCGCGCCCGCAACCGCCGACCGCGCAGCCUCCCCACAUGCAACCCAACACCGCGAGCCCGCGAGACCAAAACAACAUCGACCCGGCCAUCUCCGGCGCUUCCAUGAUGAGCGGUCCCCCACAGACUCCACCCCAGCCCGAGCCGACCGGCGGGGAGUCCCCCAAGACGUACGGCAAGCGGCCGCUCUCGACUUCCAAGCGUGCUGCCCAGAACCGUGCCGCCCAGCGGGCGUUCCGUCAACGCAAAGAGAGUUACAUCCGCAAGUUGGAGGAACAAGUCAAAGAGUAUGACCAAACGAUGGAGACGUUGAAGCAGCUACAGACCGAGAACUACCAGCUCCGGGAGUACGUCAUCAACCUGCAGUCGCGGUUACUGGACUCCCAGGGCGAGGUGCCCGAGCUGCCUGGCAACAUCGACCUGAACCAGCCCCGGGCGGACAUCCCAGUGCCACCCAACGCCUCCGCGACGACCUCGGCGGCCGCACCCACGGGCCCGCAGCCCAUGCAGGUCCAGAACCAGGCCUCGGCCUCGAACGAAGACAUGAACUCGCUCAACCGCAUAGCGGUGGCCGGGCUGGGCAUGCGCAAGCACCCCAACGAGGACACGAAUUUCCUCGGGAACAACUUCCAGGCUCGUCGCGCGCGCAAUGACGAGGGCCAACCCGACGGGUCAGACGUCACCAAAACGGAGCCCACGCACGGGCUGCCCGUGGUGUCGUGA